AUGGGUUCACCGUCCAAAUCCCAUAGCAAGGGCAAAGAUGCGAAGGGAGGGCCUGCCGAUCUUCCAGAUACUCAGAGCUGUUUCGUCGAUACUCACGGUGUGAUAACCUCGACGAUGAAUGACCUGCCAGGCUAUCGCAUCGUGAAGGUCCUCGGUACCGUCUACGGCAUCACGGUCCGUUCCCGAAACUGGGGCGCAGACAUCGGCGCCUUCCUGAGAUCAUCGGUCGGAGGCGAGCUCAGAUACCUAUCGAACUUGAUGUAUACUUCGAGGAAUUCGGCGGUGGAGAGAAUGGUGGGGGAGUGCAUGCAGCGGGGUGGGAAUGCGGUUAUCGCGAUGCGGUUUGAUCAGGGCGAGGUCAAUACUUUUACCCAGGUUUGCGCUUAUGGGACGGCUGUCAUCGUAGAAGAACUGAAAACUUAA
Venustampulla echinocandica is the source of this 423-nucleotide messenger RNA. RefSeq names its product DUF74-domain-containing protein. Lineage: Eukaryota; Fungi; Ascomycota; Leotiomycetes; Helotiales; Pleuroascaceae. The transcript has 2 exons. The record is from RefSeq and is a predicted model, not a curated record. Bases 1 to 423 code for a protein of 140 amino acids.